AUGAUCCAUAUCAAGGCCGGCACAUUCGCCAGAGCCGUCACUUUUGGUCACGAACGACUACUGCACAGGAGUUUGGCUCGAAGACCCAUAUGUGCAGACGGGUUUCGUAACUUAAUAUUACAACCGCGAAGGGUUUCUACUAGCCAUUGGUUAUCCAACAACGGUCCCAGUCGAAGUGCCGCUGGCAGGAUCAGUGAAUCAGACAAAAGCUGGCAUCUUCCACCGCCACCAGCAUCGUCUCCGAUUGCCUCUGAACCGUUACAGCGAUUGAAGCACCCAGCGCGGGGAGGACAGGACCUCACGCAUAGAUACGCACGCCUUGAACGUGCCCUGAGAGGGAAGGAAGCAUACGAGCGCGAUAUUGAGGAGUAUGAAGAGGAUGAGGCGGAUGCCAGCGCAGAGGCGGCUGUUGCAGGAACUGGUGGAACGCCGAUCACGGUGAAGAGGAAGGGUAAAACUCCGUUCACAUUUGCAGGCUUUGCCAUACCUGAAAAACCGAAACCUCCGGGACCUGAUGAAUGCUGCAUGUCUGGCUGCGCGGUCUGUGUUUACGAUUUGUAUGAUGAAGCAGAGGAGGCAUAUGAGAAUGCUCUUGGAACUCUUCGCGCUGCCCUAUUCAAGAAAAGCAUUCCAGAGAAUACUUGGCCAGCACAAAUCCGUCGUGGCAGGCAGGGUGCUUCAGAUCGCAACCUCGCUGUACAUGACCCUGCAAAAGCGAGACAGGUGACGCUAAGUGCGUUCGAGCAGCUCGAAUUACAGCUUGCAUCUCGACGAAUACAAGAUCAGAAGCAGAACGAAGGAAGAUCGUCUCCAGGUUUAAGUCAAGCCACGGAGAAUAGUUCAGGUGAUGCUGGGUCAUACAAUCGGGAGUCGGUACACGACGAAUUGGCAAUGCUCCAUUUCGAUCCCAAUGACGACGUGACUCAUCGUUCGAAGCGGAAGUCGACGUCAAUUCGAGGCAGUUCCCGAAGUUCGAUUAUAGAUGGGAAGGCAAUAAUAGAGGCGCUUUCAUGGAUGCUGUUUAGUCGAAGAUGAGAGAGGUCAUAGAGCUACACAUGGACUUCAGCUAUAGUUCGUUUUGCAAUCUAUUCGAACGAGUAUAGCCUGUCGCAUCAUUAGACGAUUAUUUACGUUUAUCACGACGCUCAAAAGCCAGGUAAUCAUACAAAUAGUAAUGCC
Molecule: messenger RNA, 1179 nt
Organism: Fomitiporia mediterranea MF3/22
Lineage: Eukaryota; Fungi; Basidiomycota; Agaricomycetes; Hymenochaetales; Hymenochaetaceae
Exons: 3
Coding region: 1-1035 (344 amino acids)
Cellular component (GO): mitochondrion
Source: RefSeq, a predicted model, not a curated record